This is a messenger RNA of Trypanosoma rangeli, 1359 nucleotides long. Its product is annotated as putative GTP-binding protein. The coding region runs from base 1 to 1359 and encodes 452 amino acids. The transcript has a single exon. Lineage: Eukaryota; Euglenozoa; Kinetoplastea; Trypanosomatida; Trypanosomatidae. The record is from RefSeq and is a predicted model, not a curated record. Gene Ontology annotation, cellular component: mitochondrion. Gene Ontology annotation, molecular function: GTPase activity; GTP binding.
AUGCGACAUGGUGUCUGCUGCCGCAAUGUGUUUGAUCCCGUUUUUAUGCGUCGAGUAAAGCGGACACUAGCGUCGUACAAGGAAGCCAUGGACCACUCCGCAAGAAAGGGCAUGUCUCGCGAGGCUUUCGUUGACAUAGGUGAGAAAGGCCCGGCGUGGUACCUGGGGCACAUGCAACUUGCUUCUCAGUCCUUAACGGAGAAGGUGAAGGAUGCGGAUUUUGUGCUGGAAAUACGAGAUGCACGACUGCCCUUUUCGACGGAAAAUCCCAACCUGCGAAAGAUCAUUUCCGGACAGCCGAGGCUCAUUGUCUUCAACAAGGCAGAGAUGGCUAAUGAAGAUUGCAACCGCACCAUACAACAGUACUACGAGAAGACAGGCAGCUUUGCUCUCUUCACGAGUGCUAAGAGGAGUUGGAGGGACACAGUAGAAGCUGUGCAGCGAUUUGUGACACAUAUUUUACCCGCGCAACAUUUUAAGACGACUGCGCAUGUUGGACUCGUGGUUGGGAUGCCCAAUGUAGGUAAAUCGACCCUCAUCAACUCUUUACGAUUGGCACAUGAGUAUCAGUUUCAUCGUGAGGAUUUUCGACGUCCUCGCACGCCGGAAGCUGUGAGUAUUUCUCCGGGCACAACGAAAGGUAUGAAGCUCGUCCCUGUGUGUCGUGAUCCUAACAUUGUCCUCUACGACUCCCCUGGCCUGACGCUCCCAGGGUGUUUUUCAAAGGAGGCGGGUUUAAAGUUGGCGGCGUGUGGCAUUAUACCCACAAAUGACAUCACGCUCCCUCGUAGUGUUGUGGCGCGGUACAUUUACGACGUACUUACAGCUGCAGGAAUCGCUGAGCACAUGGCGGAGUGCUUGCACCUCCCGCGCGCCCCAAUCAGCUUUGACGAUUGUAUUGCAAUGAUAUGUGAGCGCAGUGGAACCAGUGGGCAGACUGAUUUGGGUAAUAUAGAUCCUGUACGGGCGCAGAUGUUUUUGAUACACGAUUUCCAGAUGGGAAAUAUGGGCCGAAUCACAUUGGAUCGUCUGCCAAGUAAAGUGCGGCGGCAGUUGGCAAGGAAUGAACAAUAUCAACUAGGUGACGCCAGAGAUGCGAAUAAGGAAAAUGGUGCUGAAAAUAAUGAGUUUCUCUGGACCCACCACGUGAAGGCCUCAGAUGUGGUGGCUCGCUAUUCUGACGAUAUGCGAGAUGUCAUGGGGGAGCUGCAAGGAGGAAUGUCGACCCAAACCAUGGCGUCUCAUUCACGUCCACCGAGAGACAGCACUGUCAUCAGUCGCAUGAAGGGGCCGAUCAGUCGGGUAAGUGCGCAUGACGAGAGUUUUCGACAGAAUACCCGCAUUGCUCCAGGGCGCUAA